AUGUCUCAGUUUGGGCUGAGCUCGACCAACUCCCACUGGAGCUACAGCUCGACCGGGCCCUACUCGCCGUAUCUGACGUCCUGCACCACUCCGACGGCCUCCCAGUUCAACAACCACGCGCUCGGUUUCACCUGCAACUCGGGCGAACAGAACACUGGCCAGGAGUUCUCCGUUUCGGCUCGCGACUGCGUUGCCAUGCUCCCGGAUUCGACGGCGGCUGACCUGGACCAACACCUGAGCAGCCUGGUCGGGGCGACGCAGCAGGCCACCAACCACAUGGUGCAGAGCAACAUCAUGGGCAAUAGUGUCAGUGUCAACUCCAGCAACGGUAACAGUGGCGGAGGCGGCGGCGGCGGCGGCCCUGGCGGUAACAAUGUCAACGGGCUGACGCCCCACAUCCCGACGCAACUCUCCAACGGCUUGAUCGUACCGCGGUACGCGCAGACCGCCAGCACCAACACCCAGCACCCGGACGCGUACGGCCUGACCAGCAGCCAGAGCGGCCCCCGGAGCCUGAGUGACUCGUCGCAGGCCGAAUCCCCCGUCCAGGACGAUAUCCUCUCGUCCAACACGCCCAACCUCGGUGGCGGCGGAGGUGGCGGCGGCGGCGGCGGCAGUGGCGGCAGUGGUCCAUCCUCCACCACCGCCGGCGGCUCGGCAGGCGGAGGAGGUAACGGCGGUGGCACAGGAGGCGGAGGCGGUGGUGGAGGCGAUGGUGGAGGAGGGGGUGGAGGAGGUGGCGGGGGAGGAAGUGGACGAGGGGGUGGCGGAGGAGCCGGAGGAGUUGGAAGCGGAGGGGGCCACAAUCAGAACUUCUCCAGCAUCGUGAUGAACCAGGGCGGCGGCUCGAACGGGGGCGGCGGCGGCGGUGGCGGGGGCGGCUCGAACGGGUGCAACUACGGCGGCGGGUCGAACGGGACCAGCAGCUGCAACGGCUCGUCCCUCUACCCCGUACUGCCCGCCAGCCUGCUCUACUCGCAGCUCUACACGGCGGCCAACCAGUCGGUGGGCGGCUUCGGCCACUCGGUCAACCACCACCACCACCACAUCCAGUCCCCGCACGGGGCGGCCUCUGCGGCAGCCGCCGCCGCGGUCGCCGCCACCGGUAGCCCCGCGCACCACAGCGCGACAGCCGCCGUGGCGGCUACGGCCGCAGCGGCCGCCAUGCACGUCGGCGAGCUGCAGAGCGUGAUGGAUCACCUGACUGCGAGCAGCAACCAGGCGGUGGCGGUGGCGGCAGCAGCCGCCUCACACCGGCACCACCACCACCACCAUCACCACCACCAAACUGGCGGCAACGGCGGUGGCGGCGGCGGCGGCACGAACCUGAUCGGUGGUCACGGUGGCGGAGGAGGAGGCGGCGGCCAACCGGACCUGUCGCUGAUCGGCAACUGUGGGGCGAUGGCACGCGGUGCCCUCGACGAGACCGGCCACCGAGUGCUGGGCGGAGCCGCCGGGGUCGUCGGCCGCGUCGGGAUGCCGCCCGGGGGGCCGGGCCAGAUCGGGCAGACGGCCGACAACGGCAACUCCGUCUGGCGGCCCUACUGA
Molecule: messenger RNA, 1548 nt
Organism: Anopheles cruzii
Lineage: Eukaryota; Metazoa; Arthropoda; Insecta; Diptera; Culicidae
Exons: 2
Coding region: 1-1548 (515 amino acids)
Source: RefSeq, a predicted model, not a curated record